This is a messenger RNA of Corylus avellana, 3273 nucleotides long. RefSeq lists its product as uncharacterized. NCBI's taxonomy places the organism in Eukaryota, Viridiplantae, Streptophyta, Magnoliopsida, Fagales, Betulaceae. Gene Ontology annotation, cellular component: nuclear pore. The record is from RefSeq and is a predicted model, not a curated record.
UCCUCUCGUAGUUCGUAAGCUUUCGUCUCUCCCUUCUGUUCCUUUCACCCCCGACCUUUUCUUGGCCUUUCAGUUUCCAUUAUAUUCAAAGCACACUUUUCACACACUUGACAUCGAAAGAAAACAAAAGCUCACCUCUGACAAGCACUUGACAAACAGGGAAUUCCAGCUUCUGUUCAUAUUCAUGUUCAUAUUCAUUCUCUUCUGCAUUCAUCAAGUCUAAUCAGCGAGACUCAUUUCUAUUUUCUACCCAUAGAUGCAUUGUGACUGAUCGUACCCGCUGAGGGCCAAGCCGACAUUUUUUCAGUAUAAUGGUACUUGGGCUAAGAUCAAAGAGUCGAAAAAGUGUUUCAUUUCAGGUUGAUUACCUUAUCCAUGUACAGGAGGUCAAGCCAUGGCCCCAAUCACAGUCUUUGAAAUCUGCUCAGUCUGUGGUGGUUCAGUGGGAAAAUGGUGAUAGGAAUUCUGGGUCCUUUUCUUGUGGUGUUGGGGAUGGAAGGAUUGGAAUGGGCGAGUCUUUCAGGCUUCCGGUUACUUUAUAUAGGGAAGCAUCCAAAAAGGCCACAACCCGUGAGAGUUUUCUGAAGAACAGCUUAGAGUUUUACCUGUACGAGCCUCGGAAAGACAGGGCAGUGAAAGCUCAACUCUUGGGGUCGGCUGUGGUAAAUCUUGCAGAUUAUGGAGUCAUCAAGGAAACCAUAACCAUAAGUGCUCAAGUGAACUGCAAACGGAGUUUUAAGAGCUCGGUGCAACCAGUUCUUUAUGUUAACAUUCAACCUCUUGAUAGAGAUAGUUCCGGCUCAUCACCAAAGGGCAGCUUGUCAAAGGAAGUUUCACUGGACAAAAGCGAAUCGUUUUCAGGAUUGGCAAGUGAAGGGAAUGAUGAGGAAGCUGAGAUUGCAUCGUUUACUGAUGAUGACGACUACAAUGAUGAAGAUUUGUCGUCACAUUCAUUGCAAACAAUUGCAUCUUCUGCUUUUGAGACUACAGGGUGUUCACCACCUCAAAGAGAGCAGAACAAAUCAACAUCAGUAAAUGAUAACACAGAAAGUGCUAAUGUUGGCAUUUUGGAAAACAAAGAGAAAAAGGAGCUGCAACAAAAUGGACAGGAAGAACAGACCUUAGAGGUGACAAAACAUCAUGUAGAAGAAGACAAACUAGUUGGCAACUUAUCUGAGGAUGCUGCCUGUAAGCAAGUCAAAUUAAGGAAUGAUACUCUUUCAUUCAGCAGGAAUUCACUUGGACUUCAGGAAAGUGUUUCUAAAACUAAUAAACUAAAUCAUGUGAAGUCUGUUCAGUUCCCUUUCAACUCUGCCAAUAGCAGUGAGAUGUUAAGCACCAGUCAGCUCAUGGGACAGGGAAACAAUAUUAAUGUUCCAGAAGCAGGUAGUGCCCUGAGUCAUUCAACUACUGAAAGUAAAGCAACAAUAAAUGGCUUAUACGAUGGGAAAGUCGAAUUAGAAUCUAAAAUUGAAAUGCUUGAGGAAAAGUUGCAGAAAGCUGCUGCUGUCGAGGUUGCCCUUUAUUCAGUUGUUACUGAAAGUAAAGCAACAAUAAAUGGCUUUUCUGAUGGCAAAGUCGAAUUAGAAUCUAAAAUUGAAAUGCUUGAGGAAGAGUUGCGGGAAGCUGCUGCUGUCGAGGCUGCCCUUUAUUCAGUGGUUGCUGAACAUGGGAGUUCUGCCAACAAGGUCCAUGCUCCGGCUCGGCGUCUUUCUAGGUUCUAUCUUCAUGCUUGUAAAGCGAGGUCCCCGGCUAAUAGGGCAAGUGCUGCUAGAACUGCUGUUUCAGGAUUAGUUUUGGUUGCUAAAGCAUGUGGAAAUGAUGUUCCGAGGUUGACUUUCUGGUUGUCAAACUCAAUUUUGUUGAGGGCAAUCAUCAGCCAAGCUGUUGAGAAAUUGCAACUAUCUGCUGGACCAAACAUUGAUAGUAGUGGUGGUGGGAAUGGGUUGGGUGAGAUUUCUUCCCUGAAGUGGCACGAGUCAUCUCUUCAUGGGGAACAGAAAAAUAAUACAGUGCAAUAUUUUGAUGACUGGGAGGACCCACAAACAUAUAUAGUUGCAUUGGAAAAUAUUGAGGCUUGGAUUUUCAACCGAAUCAUUGAGUCUGUGUGGUGGCAGACUCUGACUCCACAUAUGCAGCCUGCUGCUGCUAAGAGCUCAGGCUCAAGGAAAACCCAUGGAAGGAGAUAUGGUUUAGGUGAUCAGGAGCAAGGGAACUUCUCCAUAGAUCUUUGGAAAAAAGCUUUCAAGGAUGCUUGUGAAAGGCUUUGUCCUCUUCGAGCUGGAGGGCAUGAGUGUGGCUGCUUGCCUUUGCUGGCAAAAUUGGUAAUGGAGCAGUUGGUAUGCAGACUAGAUGUGGCAAUGUUCAAUGCUAUUCUUCGUGAAUCAGCUGAAGAGAUGCCGACAGAUCCUGUUUCUGAUCCCAUUAGUGAUUCUAAGGUUCUUCCCAUUCCUGCUGGGAAAUCAAGCUUUGGGUCUGGUGUGCAGCUAAAAAAUGCUAUAGGGAACUGGUCAAGAUGGCUUACAGAUUUAUUUGGCAUUGAUGAUAGCGAUGCUUGUGAAGAUGAGAAUAAACUUGAUGGUGACAAGAAACUGGAAUGUGAGACAUCCUUCAAGGCUUUCCAUCUCCUUAAUGCAUUGAGUGAUCUCAUGAUGCUUCCUUUUGAAAUGCUUGGGGAUAGGUCCACAAGAAAAGAGGUAUGCCCCAAAUUUGGUGCAUCAUUGAUCAAGAGGGUUCUUAACAAUUUUGUCCCCGAUGAGUUUUGCCCAGAUCCAAUUCCAGGGGCUAUUUUUGAGGCCCUGGAUUCUGAGGACCUUCUUGAGGUUGAGGAAGAUACUAUCACAAGCUUUCCAUGCACUGCUGCUCCAACAGUUUAUCAACCACCUCCAGCAGCUUCACUAACAGGCAUCAUAGGAGAGGUUGGAAGUCAAUCUAUGAUGAGCGGGUCGUCAGUGCUUCGAAAAGCAUACACCAGUGACGAUGAGCUUGAUGAGUUGGAUUCACCUAUAACUUCCAUUGUCAUAGACAACUUCCGGGUUUCUCCUACUUCAGCGAGACCCAACUUGAUGCUGAAGAAAGGCAGUGGUCGAAAGGUUGUCAGGUAUCAACUUUUGCGGGAAGUAUGGAGAGAUGGUUAAUAGUCUUGUUUCUUUCAUAUAAUACUUCUCUCACCAAUGUAUGUAUGUAUGAAUGUAUGUAUAUGUAUAUGUAUAUUGAGAUCUAGUUUAUCUUGAUCCCUUGAGAAUUACAGAGUACCAUAACUCUGUUUCACCA